Molecule: messenger RNA, 1824 nt
Organism: Pyrgilauda ruficollis (rufous-necked snowfinch)
Lineage: Eukaryota; Metazoa; Chordata; Aves; Passeriformes; Passeridae
Gene: NCS1
Product: neuronal calcium sensor 1
Exons: 8
Coding region: 227-799 (190 amino acids)
Molecular function (GO): calcium sensitive guanylate cyclase activator activity; calcium ion binding
Source: RefSeq, a predicted model, not a curated record
CGCACACGGACACGCACACGGACACGCACACGGACACGCACACGCAGCGCGGCCCCGCAGCGCGGCUCUGCGGCCAAACCCCACCAACAAAGACCCCUCCGCCCCCCUCGCCGCCGCCCCCCGCGGGAUGUAGCCGGGCCGGGAGCCCCAGCGAGGCAGCGGCCCCGCCGCUCCGUGCCCCGCAGCGAGGCCGGGAGGCGGCGGGCUCAGAGGCGCUGCCGCCACCAUGGGCAAAUCCAACAGCAAGUUGAAGCCUGAAGUUGUGGAAGAGCUGACCAGGAAAACGUACUUCACAGAGAAGGAGGUGCAGCAGUGGUACAAGGGCUUUAUCAAGGACUGUCCCAGCGGGCAGCUCGAUGCCGCCGGCUUCCAGAAGAUCUAUAAGCAGUUCUUCCCCUUCGGUGACCCAACCAAAUUUGCCACCUUUGUUUUCAAUGUCUUCGAUGAGAACAAAGAUGGGAGGAUCGAGUUUUCGGAGUUCAUCCAGGCGCUGUCGGUCACCUCCCGGGGGACGCUGGAUGAGAAGCUGAGGUGGGCGUUUAAGCUGUACGACUUGGACAACGACGGAUACAUCACGAGGAACGAGAUGCUGGACAUUGUGGAUGCCAUUUAUCAGAUGGUGGGGAACACAGUGGAGCUUCCUGAGGAGGAGAACACACCAGAGAAGAGGGUGGAUCGGAUUUUUGCCAUGAUGGACAAGAAUGCAGACGGGAAGCUGACGCUGCAGGAGUUCCAGGAGGGCUCCAAGGCCGACCCCUCCAUCGUGCAGGCGCUCUCCCUCUACGAUGGGCUCGUAUAGUCCCGGGGCCGAGCGGCGAUGCCUGGGGGAAGAUGCUCUCCGUGCCAUCCGACCACCGCCGUGCGAAGCUUGCCUGUCCCUCCCGGCCUUCCUUUCUGCCCUGCGAGCAAGGAGUGCCCUCAAAGCGCGAGCUCACUCCCCUCUCUGCACUCUGAACCAGCCGCUGCCAUUCGCCAAAUUCCGCUUUUUCCAAACAAUCCCCGCGCCAGACCCCGGUCUGAGCGGCAGCGAACGUCCAAGACCUCAGGGCCGGGGGACGGGCGGAGCAUGGCCGCAGGCAGAGCCCCCUUCGGCCUCCUGGCCCCCUUGGCUCCCUUUUUCCUACUUUUCCGGAUGGGACUGCGGAUGCGCCGGCGGGGUCCUCUCGGGAGCGGCCGGAGAGGAGCCCAAAGGUAGCGGGGCUGCAGCCCCGGGGUGUGCCCGUGCCCGGGGAGCCGAGGCACCGACGGAAUUGGGAACAGAGUCCUGGCGUCACCCACGAUGCCGCUGGCAGCCCGGCUCGGCUCACUAGGGAUAUAUAUUAUAUUAUUUUUAUUUUUUUUUUUUUCUGGUGAGACAGUAUUGUGCUUUUUGGUUUGGUUUUGUUUUGUUGGUUUUUAUUUUUUUUUUAAUUUUUCCCUUCGGUGGAAAAAAGUGAGGCUUUUUUUUAUAUGCCUAUCUCGACGAUCGAUAUCCUUAUUUAUUUGUUGUAAAUGUCGCUGCUGUGUUUUGUCUCUCGUGUGUGUGUCCACCCACCCAGGUGAGGAUUUGUAAGGUUUACAUGCUCGUACACUAUUGCGGGGACCCGGGAGCCUGCAAUAACAAUGAAGCCAAAAAUCUGCCUUCCCCCCUCUCCUCCCACCCCUCGUAUCCCAAGCUCCGUGGGCUGGCUGCUGUUUGGAGGGGAUGCUGUAGCUUCUUUUCCUCUCCCUGUUCCCGUGUUCCCUGCAUUUUUCUGUUCACUCUUCCCUCUGGGAGCUCAGUGAGGGCUCACUCAGCCCAGACUCUGAGCAGACCAAGCUCCAUCCCUCCAUCGGGCAGGGUGA